This is a messenger RNA of Acipenser ruthenus (sterlet), 490 nucleotides long. RefSeq names its product histone H2A-like. Gene Ontology annotation, cellular component: nucleosome. Bases 48 to 431 code for a protein of 127 amino acids. Gene Ontology annotation, molecular function: DNA binding; structural constituent of chromatin; protein heterodimerization activity. The transcript has a single exon. Lineage: Eukaryota; Metazoa; Chordata; Actinopteri; Acipenseriformes; Acipenseridae. The record is from RefSeq and is a predicted model, not a curated record.
AGAGCAGACUCGCAUUUAUUGUUGUAGUAUUCUGAACUACAGUGAAGAUGUCUGGAAGAGGAAAGACUGGCGGUAAAGCCCGUGCUAAGGCAAAGACUCGCUCCUCCAGGGCAGGACUGCAGUUCCCAGUCGGCCGUGUUCACAGGCUGCUGCGGAAGGGAAACUAUGCCCAGCGUGUGGGCGCUGGAGCUCCGGUGUAUCUGGCCGCUGUGCUCGAGUACCUGACUGCUGAAAUCCUGGAGCUGGCCGGGAACGCCGCCCGGGACAACAAGAAAACCAGAAUCAUCCCGCGUCACCUGCAGCUCGCUGUCCGCAACGACGAGGAGCUCAACAAGCUGAUGGGAGGCGUCACCAUCGCUCAGGGCGGAGUGCUGCCCAACAUCCAGGCCGUGCUGCUGCCCAAGAAAACCGAGAAGCCAGCCAAGAAGUAAAUCAUUCGGACGCCCCUUCUAACAUCUAUAAAACCCAAAAGGCUCUUCUAAGAGCCACC